Molecule: messenger RNA, 2992 nt
Organism: Spirodela intermedia
Lineage: Eukaryota; Viridiplantae; Streptophyta; Magnoliopsida; Alismatales; Araceae
Source: the annotation of a GenBank genome assembly
AUGGCAAGGACCAAGGACAGGACAGAGGAUUUCAAGGAUGCCAUUCAUUCUGUCGCGCUCUCUCUGGGAUUUUCGGAGGUUUGUUGUCAGUUAUUUGAAACGUUAACUAUUUGGGCAGUCAUUUUGAAGAAAUUCAAUUGUUAAUUAAAUUAUUUGUGUGCUCACUGCUCUCUUGUUACCCUGGUCCAUGGUUCAUUGUAAUGCAAUCAAUACAUGGACUGCGCUCUAAAAUUUGGAUAAGCAUCUUUUUAGAAGUUAUCGUGUGAGAAAUAAAAGAGUUCUCCAUUUGUGCAAUCCCGUUCUUAGCUGUUAAAUUUUUGAAUGGGCGCAGGUUUGUUGUCAAAGUGGAUUAUUAAGAUUCAUUUAAAUCAUUUUUUUCUCUGUUCUUUUCUCUUGCAGUCCAAAUUGGCCUCAACCAUGGCAUCCUUCAUUUUGAAUAAGUCACCUGAAAGGUCUCCCUUCAUCAAAGCUUCUCUGAAAACGGUGUGACACUCUUUCAACAUCCUCGUCUAAAUAUCUUUCCUGAGGUUCAUCCGCUCAUAUUAAAUAUUUACCACCAGUGAAGAAUUUCUGGUCAACACUGUCAAUGAAUUAAAACUCUCUAGUCUGAUGACGACUUUGUGAUUCGUUUUAGCGUAUCAAAAGUGACCUUUUUUUCUUUCUCUUGGAAUAGCUUGAGAGCAUUGAGGCAUUGAACCAAUUUAUUGUUAAGCAUCGGAAAGAUUAUGUGGAUUUGCAUCGAACAACAGAACAAGAAAGGGACAGCAUUGAACAUGAAGUAAGAACAUAUCUGAUCAGUAUCUUUACUUUGAUCACAUUCCAAUUCAUUUUUGUCUGUUUUACCAGAUAUAGUUGACUAGAUGCAUUGCUCAAAUUAUGUUUUAUUGUCAACAUCUUCUUUGUUUACUGUUUUGAUAAUUGUAAUACUAAACAAUAAAAUAUUGGAUGAUCAGAUUAUAAACUAUUUGAAUGCCAUUUUGACUAUUGCUCAUCUGUAAAAGUAAUUCAAGGACUAACUUUUAGUUAUGCAACCAUAAAACUCAUCUUCUGACAAAGUGACACUUUUCCUACAGCUUACAUUCAGUUUCGUAAUCUAUGUAUCAGUGCACUGACUUGUACCAAAGUAUAAUCUAAAAACACGACCUGCCGUUUUGGAUUAACAUAGUUUUCAUACAUGUAGAUAUGUUAUUUCAAUAAUGACAUUGUUUUCCAUUACGAUGUUCUAGUUUCAUGCUUUCUUGUCUUGAAAACGAUGCUUUUUCCUUUCUUCCUCAGGUUAGCAUGUUCAUAAAAACUUGCAAAGAUCAGAUUGACAUUCUCAAGAAUAAGAUAGUCGAUGAUGAGAAUAUUGGUAGUUCGAGGUCAUGGCUUGGAUUGAAGGACGAUGGUUCGCAUGCUGAUGUCGUCGCUCACAAGCAUGGUGUGGUAUGCCCUUUUAAUAUUUAUUGUAUCUUCUUCAGAGUAUGAACAUCUAAUUUGUUUUAUUUUUCCAAGGUUUCAGAAAGCACAUUGUGCCCUAUUACCUUGCCACCAUAGUUGGUGUGAUCUAUCUAGCAAAGUGCUUUAUUUUUCUCCAUGCGUCCCCCGUUUCCUCUGUUCCUGAUUGCCUCUCCUGGUAAAGUGCAGGUACUGAUUCUGAGUGAGCGGCUGCACUCCGUCACUGCUCACUUUGAUCAGCUUAGAUCCGUGCGGUUCCAGGAGGCCGUCAACAGAGCAAUGCCUAGAAGAAAGUCUCGAAGGCCGGCCGUCUCAAAGCCCUCGGAUUCUCCGAGAUCUGAUCAGAUGGACGCCCAGAGACCCGGAGAGCAGGCUGUUGCUUCUUCUGCCCCAGCCCGCAUCCAAGAACAGCUUGACAAUGAGACCCGUACCCUUCAGGUAUCUAAAUAACGAACGAAGAUGGAUGUUUAGGAUGUAGAUUGACUCGCUUUUUACCACAAUAGGUAAACUUUACUUAUAACAUCACUCUGGCGACGUUGACUUUCAGCUGGAGCUGUCUACACUAUUAGAUGCUGUUCAAGAAACAGAGACGAAAAUGGUGGAGAUGUCGGCUUUGAAUCAUCUCAUGUCCACGCAUGUCCUCCAGCAGGCCCAACAGAUUGAGCAUCUCUAUGAACAGGUUAGUAGCCAUUAAUGUCAUCAAUGUCGGUACUGCGCUAGGUUGUUGUUCUUAGCAAUAGAUAUAUAUAUAUAUAUAAUUUUUAUUUAUUUCUGAAAAUUGACGCCUCGGAUGAAUGAAUAUUUGAUGAUUUUUCUCCACGCCUCAGUUAACACUGUCUGUGGGUAGAUUGACACACGUAUGCUUCUGUAGCGAUCAUCAGAAUCAAAAAAAGUCAAACCUAUUUGCUGAUGUAAACGGCACGUAGGAUCGCAUAUGAUUGGAUCAUCCACACAUCGCCCAUCAACAUUGGGGAUGGAUCUCAGGGGAACGGGAUCCCAUUUAGUUAGGACAGAUGAUCACACACUGAAUUUUGGACUCGGUUUAUUAUUUUUAUUUACCGGAGCAAAAGCUGACCCAACUUGGAUCAUCUCAUUUUGGAUCAAUCAAGCAACCGAGACGCAGCUGUAGAUCAGGCAAUUUGACGUAGGCAGAAGUCAACCACCAACCCCAAUCUGUCAGAAAUUUUCCCCAAGAAAACUGGGGAAGAAACUGUUUCCAGUGGUCUCCCUCUCAAAACCCUCAAAUCCUUCACCGAGUCUAAAUUUCCAACAUGAAAGGGGAUAUGUGACGCCUUUUUUCUGUUCUUUUUUUAUUUCCAUUUUUAGCCUCUUGCUGCCUCUGGUUUCACGGUCUUGGAUCCCCUGUAACUCUCUCUCUCUCUCUCUCUCUCCCUCUCUCUCUCUCAUCCAGGCAGUUGAAGCUACCAAGUAUGUGGAGGGCGGCAACAAGGAACUCUCCCAAGCAAUAGACCGCAACAGCAGCAGCAGGACUUUUCUCCUGCUCUUCCUCUUCGUGCUCACUUUCUCUAUACUCUUCUUAGACUGGUACAGCUAG